Messenger RNA from Oncorhynchus keta (chum salmon), 2107 nucleotides. RefSeq names its product Na(+)/citrate cotransporter-like. The record is from RefSeq and is a predicted model, not a curated record. Gene Ontology annotation, cellular component: membrane. Gene Ontology annotation, molecular function: citrate transmembrane transporter activity; sodium:dicarboxylate symporter activity; succinate transmembrane transporter activity. Gene Ontology annotation, biological process: monoatomic anion transmembrane transport; citrate transport. Lineage: Eukaryota; Metazoa; Chordata; Actinopteri; Salmoniformes; Salmonidae. Bases 143 to 2101 code for a protein of 652 amino acids. The transcript is spliced from 12 exons.
GAGAGAGAGUAGAGAGAGAGACAGAGAGAUGUCAUGUGCAGUUGUGUCCCAACUGUAAAGCCGGAGGUAUCUGGAGGUAUCUGAGCUCUCCCUCAUCAUUUUUGCUUUCUUCCCUGGGAUGGGACGCGUGCAACUCUAAUUUAUGUCAGUAUUCUCUGAUCGAGCGAAGAUGGUGUCUUCGCUCCAGAUUAUGUGGAUGUUCAAGGAUGGGGUGAUUCUGUUCUGUACACCGUUCCUGCUCCUCCCGCUGCCUCUACUGAUCGGAACCACGGAGGCAAGAUGUGCCUAUGUGAUAGCUCUGAUGGCAGUGUACUGGUGUACUGAGGUAUUGCCACUAGCGGUGACUGCUCUCCUGCCCGCUGUCCUUUUCCCUCUGUUUGGCAUCAUGGAGUCCAAGCAGGUGUGUAUGCAGUACCUGAAGGACACCAACAUGCUGUUUGUAGGCGGUCUGAUGGUGGCUGUUGCCGUGGAGACAUGGAACCUUCACAAGCGCAUCGCCCUCAGGGUUCUACUUGUUGUGGGGGUGCGGCCUGCCCUUCUGAUGCUAGGGUUCAUGGGUGUGACAGCAUUCCUGUCCAUGUGGAUCAGUAACACAGCCACCACAGCUAUGAUGGUCCCCAUUGUCCAGGCUGUCCUGGAGCAGCUCAACAGCCCACAGAAUGGGGAGAAGCCCUUGCCCAUCCCCCAGAGCCAGGAGAAUGGUAUGAUUCCUGAGGAAAGACUGGAGAACAGUUCAAACCCACAGGACAGACUUAUCAUCCAGGACAAUCACAUUCCACUGGAGAAACCAGCCACAGAGGAUAAACUGGACUCCCCAGACAAACCAGUUCACCAGGACAACUCUCUGGCUGAUGGGAAGCCAGGUGAGGGGCACUGGGCUGGAGGCAAAGGUCAGAGCAGGGGGCUAGUGGUAGUGUCCAUGGUCUUGAAAGAGGGGACUGAAGCAGAGGAGCAGGUUGGGGAGGAAGAGGAGGAGAAGGAGAGGAUGAAAAUGUGUAAAGGCUUGACGUUGUGUGUGUGUUACGCUGCCAGCAUCGGAGGCACUGCCACUCUCACUGGUACCGGACCCAACCUCGUCCUCACAGGGCAGAUGAGCCAACUCUUCCCUCAGAACGGUGACGUGGUUAACUUUGCCUCGUGGUUCGCCUUUGCCUUCCCCACAAUGCUGCUAAUGCUGACGCUGGCCUGGCUCUGGCUCCAGCUCGUCUUCAUCGGCUUUGAUCUGAAGCGUACGUGGGGCUGUGGUGCUGUGCAGUCAGAGAAAGAACAUGCAGCGUAUGAUUUGAUCCGUGAGGAGCAUCGUCGUCUGGGGCCAGUGUCCUAUGGAGAGUUGAGUGUCCUGGGGCUCUUCAUUCUGCUGGUGGUGUUGUGGUUCACACGAAGCCCAGGCUUCAUCAACGGAUGGGCAACCCACAUCUUCAACACAAAGGCAGAGUUUGUGACUGAUGCCACAGUGGCAGUGUUUGUUGCCGUGCUGUUGUUCGUCUUGCCCUCUGAGCCCCCCCGCUACCUCUGCUUCUGGAGAACACAGAGCUUUGACACAGAGCCCCCCCGCGGCCCCACCCCUGCCCUGCUGACCUGGCAGGUGACCCAGAGGAAGAUGCCCUGGAGCAUUGUACUGCUGCUAGGAGGAGGCUUCGCUCUGGCUAAGGGUAGCGAGGUGUCUGGUCUGUCGCGGUGGCUGGGUGAUCAGAUGAUACCUCUCUGCUCCAUCCCUCCCUGGGCCAUCGCAGUCAUCCUCUGUCUCCUCACUGCCAUCUUCACUGAGUGUGCCAGCAACGUGGCUACCGCUACACUCUUCCUGCCCAUCCUAGCUUCCAUGUCCCAAUCCAUAGGAGUGAACCCACUGUAUGUGAUGGUACCCUGUACCCUUAGUGCCUCCUUUGCCUUCAUGCUCCCUGUCGCCACGCCUCCUAACGCCAUCGUGUUCUCUUAUGGAUACCUGAAGGUGUCGGAUAUGGCUAAGACAGGUAUAGUGAUGAACAUCAUUGGGAUCCUGUGUAUCACUCUGGCCAUUAACAGCUGGGGUAGAGCCAUUUUUAACCUGGACACCUUCCCCUCCUGGGCCAACACCACCGCUAACAUCACUACAGGAGGAUGAGGGGGG